Messenger RNA from Micropterus dolomieu (smallmouth bass), 939 nucleotides. RefSeq names its product olfactory receptor 13G1-like. The transcript has a single exon. Gene Ontology annotation, molecular function: G protein-coupled receptor activity; olfactory receptor activity. Gene Ontology annotation, cellular component: membrane. Lineage: Eukaryota; Metazoa; Chordata; Actinopteri; Centrarchiformes; Centrarchidae. Bases 1 to 939 code for a protein of 312 amino acids. The record is from RefSeq and is a predicted model, not a curated record. Gene Ontology annotation, biological process: G protein-coupled receptor signaling pathway.
AUGUCUUCACAGAAUUCCUCGAUCAAGGUAACAGAAUUUAUUAUAGGUGGUUUUGACACAACUGAAAAGCCUGUGGUAGUUGGUGUGGUUAUAUUGAUUACAUAUGUUCUAGUUGUUCUAACCAAUAUAGUAAACAUCCUCUUUGUUAUUUAUGACCAAAGAUUACACAAACCAAUGUAUCUUCUGAUUUGCAACCUUGCUGUUGUUGAUAUACUGUACACUUCUAGUGCCACUCCAACAAUGAUCGGCGUUCUACUUGCUGGUGUUAAUACUAUAUCCUAUGUGCCAUGCAUAAUUCAGAUGUUUGCUUUCCACUUGGCUGGGCUGAUGGAGAUGUUUGCUUUAUCAAUUAUGGCAUUUGAUCGAUUGGUUGCUAUUAGAUAUCCUUUUCACUACCAUAGUUAUUUAACAAAUGUGCGCACUCUUGUUCUUACAUUUAUCCUGUGGCUCAUUGCCUGUGGUUUUGUGGCCAUAGCACCUGCAAAUGUGAUUCCUCUCCCUCACUGCUACUUAAAGCUGAAGUACACUUUCUGCGACUAUGCUGCCAUAAUGCGAACUACAUGUGUUGACCCUAAUUACUAUUUCAAUCAAACUGCAAUCAUAUCAUUCACUCUUUUAUUUUUCACUUUCAUUUUUAUUUGCCUGUCAUACCUGUGUAUGAUAUUUUUUGUUAAGUUAUUGUCAAAUGAUGACAAAAGAAAAAUGGGCAGCACCUGUUUGAGUCAUUUGAUCGUGGUAACAUGUUACUACUGUCCAACAUUUAUCCUUAUUGUGUUGACCAGAAUAGGUGUUGUGUUAACUCUUGAGGAGCGGCAUGGCUUAUUGAUCGGUGUUUUGCUUGGUCCAUCUCUUGUAAAUCCUUUUGUGUACAGUCUUAGGACGAAAGAAAUUAAAUAUAAGAUCUUUAAGAUAUUUAAAAAAGUUGAAUCUUCUCAGUAG